GGGGGUGUGUGUGUGGCAGCAGUGACCUGUGUGGCACAUAGCCAGCUGCUCUCUAAAAGGUGCCGACUGGUGGUGUGAAAGAGGAGAAGCACCGAGGUAAAAGAGGAGAAGGUGGUAACAGUCUAGUACUGGAGGCAGCAUCCUUAUUCCCGAAAUUGUCUUUUUGGUCCAGGACAGGUGCCAGGCUGACUGCAGCUAGCUGGGGGAAUUCUGUGUGGUUCCCUCUUGCCAGAUAUCCUGUGCCUUCUCGUUGGGUUGCAGCUGCUGCAGAGACACAGAGAGGAGGCUUUCUCCUCCUGCACAGGGAAAGCUUGUUUCUUCCUAGGAGCAUCGCUAGUACGUGCUGGGAGGAGGAUUCCCCAAACAGGCAGGCAGGGAUGGCAGCUUAGGAUGUUGAAUGGGGAGGUAUAAAUCAGCAUGCUGCUAAUUAAGACCACAGGAGGCUGGUGAGUUACUAAAGACUUGUAUUACUCUUUUCAGAGCUCUGGGCCAUUAAUAAGAUCCCUGGGACCUACUCCGAGCACGUGGCUCUCUAGGGACAUCACUCGCGAGCACUCUAUUUUGGGCAUGUUCUCAGAGUUGAAGUUCCCUGUGCCCUGGGGCCAUGUGGCAGCCAAGGCCUGGGGACCCUCGGAGGGAUACCCCGUGCUGUGCUUGCAUGGCUGGCUGGACAACGCCAACACCUUUGACAAGCUCAUUCCACUGCUCCCCAGAGAUUGCUAUUAUGUGGCAAUGGAUUUUUCUGGCCAUGGCUUGUCAUCCCACCGACCUGCAGGCUCCCCCUACCAUUUUCUGGAUUACGUGAGUGAUGUGCGCCGGGUGGCAGCAGCCUUGCAGUGGAGACGGUUCACCCUGAUGGGUCACAGUAUGGGUGGGUGUGUGGCAGGAAUGUUCUGUUUCCUUUAUCCUGAGAUGGUGGACAAGCUGAUCCUGCUGGAAAAUCUUGGCUUUCUGCUAGGUCCAGAGGACACUGAGGCGUGGCUGAAAUCAAAACGGAUGGUGAUUGACAGAUUACUGAGUCUAGAGGCGAAGCAGCAAACUCCCAAAGCACGGAGCCCCGAAGCGGCAUUGCAGAGGCUCUUAGAAGCAAACAGACAUCUGACAGCAGAGGGUGGGGCAAUCCUACUGCAGCGAGGAGCAACUGAGACACCCGCUGCAGAGUCGAGAGUCCUUCACGGCAGAACAGUGCGUGAAGCUCCUGCAGAAGAUCCAGGACCGUGUUCUCAUCAUUAUGUGAGUGAGGCACAAGCCAAACCACCCCCCGCUGCCUCCCUGCAGCCCUGGUUGGAGGGAACAAAGAGCACAAGAUGGACUCUUGGUACCGCACAACCUAGACAGCACAAAUCACUUUGUGAAAGCCCCGUGGGAGGCGUUUGAGUCUACCCUCAAACAGCACAUCCAGCUAGUAGAGGUGCCUGGGAGUCAUUUUGUGCACCUGAACGAGCCCGAGGUGGUGUCUGGGAUCAUCGGCAACUUCCUGACUGCGCAGAACACCAGAGCGAGGCUGUAGGAAGCCCUCACUGCUGCAGCAGUCCAGGAGAACAGGGAGCUAAAAAGCAGGCUCUGGAGGAAUUGUCACCAUUCCUACCUUGCAUCCAAGAUCAGUUUCAUGAUGCUGUUUCCUAAGCUUAGCUCGCUGCAGGGUGGAAGCAGGUCUGCCAGGGUUCCCUGGAGGAUUGCUGAGCAAAGCAUCUCAGUUGUCAAAGGGAAAAGGAAUCUUUCCUCCACUUCCAGCUCUGUGAGUAGAAGGAUAGAGGCCCAGAGUGGCCUUUGCUUGCUUGCUCCUAACUCACACCCUGAAAUGGAGCAAGAAUACAGGCAGAGGCAUCCUCUGUGGGAGCAGCAGCACCAGCUGUAGCAUUCCAAGAGACAGGUGGCUCAUCUUGCCUCCUCCCUGAGGAUGGUGCAACCAGUCUCCUCCCAGGAUUAGACCUACUGAAAAACCAGGAAAGUGUUCUGCUUCUCUGCUUACUUCCAUGGGUGCCUGAGCCGAGGGCCUCAGUGUCUCUGUUCUACUGUGAGAGAUGCUGCUUUUUUAAAAAUCAGCUUAAAGAGCUCACCUGGGCAUGGAAGGCCAUUUUAAUGGAACUCCUAGGGAAUGAGUCACUAAUCCUCUAGCUGAAGCAGCUGGCAGAACUGCUAAUAAUGAAAAAGUUGGCAGAGAUGAUUUCUGUCCUUGUAAAUAAAGACUAAUCUCCCAAUGUUA
This is a messenger RNA of Harpia harpyja (harpy eagle), 2206 nucleotides long. It is a transcript of the gene SERHL2, whose product is annotated as serine hydrolase like 2. Gene Ontology annotation, molecular function: hydrolase activity. The record is from RefSeq and is a predicted model, not a curated record. The transcript is spliced from 10 exons. The coding region runs from base 568 to 1377 and encodes 269 amino acids. NCBI's taxonomy places the organism in Eukaryota, Metazoa, Chordata, Aves, Accipitriformes, Accipitridae.